Molecule: messenger RNA, 522 nt
Organism: Cariama cristata (Red-legged seriema)
Lineage: Eukaryota; Metazoa; Chordata; Aves; Cariamiformes; Cariamidae
Gene: HDGFL3
Product: hepatoma-derived growth factor-related protein 3
Exons: 4
Biological process (GO): regulation of transcription by RNA polymerase II
Cellular component (GO): nucleus
Molecular function (GO): double-stranded DNA binding; transcription coregulator activity
Source: RefSeq, a predicted model, not a curated record
AUUGAUGAACUCCCUGAAGGAGCCGUGAAGCCUCCAGCAAAUAAAUACCCCAUCUUCUUUUUCGGGACUCAUGAAACUGCGUUCCUGGGGCCCAAAGACCUUUUCCCAUAUAAAGAAUAUAAAGAUAAGUUUGGGAAGUCGAACAAGCGAAAAGGAUUUAAUGAAGGCCUGUGGGAAAUAGAAAACAACCCUGGAGUAAAGUUUACUGGAUAUCAGGCAAUUCAGCAACAGAGCUCAUCAGAAACUGAAGGAGAAGGAGGAAAUACAGCAGAUGCCAGCAGUGAGGAGGAAGGUGAUCGGGUAGAAGAGGAUGGAAAAGGAAAAAGAAAGAAUGAAAAAGCAGGCUCAAAACGGAAAAAAUCCUACACUGCAAAGAAAUCCUCCAAGCAGUCACGGAAAUCUCCUGGAGAUGAAGAUGAUAAGGACUGCAAAGAGGAAGAAAAUAAGAGCAGCUCUGAUGCUGGGGACGCAGGCAAUGACACAAGAAACACUUCCUCAGAUUUGCAGAAAACCAGUGAAGGG